Molecule: messenger RNA, 618 nt
Organism: Plasmodium fragile
Lineage: Eukaryota; Apicomplexa; Aconoidasida; Haemosporida; Plasmodiidae
Exons: 3
Coding region: 1-618 (205 amino acids)
Biological process (GO): translational initiation; formation of cytoplasmic translation initiation complex; formation of translation preinitiation complex
Cellular component (GO): eukaryotic translation initiation factor 2 complex
Molecular function (GO): translation initiation factor binding; mRNA binding; translation initiation factor activity
Source: RefSeq, a predicted model, not a curated record
AUGGAGGACAAAAUGGAAGACGCAGGGGCCGUUUUCGUCGACUUGGACAAAGUGCACGACGAAGAAACGAAGCAGCUUUUCGAUUUUGAAGUAAUCAUUGACGGAACAGGGAAGGUAUUUGAAAGAGGAGCAGUGUACCCAUACGAUGAACUCUUACAUAGAAUACAAGAUUUAGUAAAUAAGCACAAUAUAGAUUUGUGUAUAUCGAAAAAGUAUACCAUUAAACCACCACAAGUUGUUAGGGUUGGUUCUAAAAAGGUCGCAUGGAUUAACUUUAAAGAUAUAUGUACUAUUAUGAACAGAAAUGAAGAACACGUUUUUCAUUUUGUAUUAGCCGAAUUGGGAACGGAGGGGUCCAUAGCAGGAGAGGGACAGUUAGUUUUAAAAGGAAAGUAUGGACCGAAACAUAUCGAAGCCUUGUUAAGAAAAUAUAUUACUGAAUAUGUCACGUGUCAAAUGUGCAAAAGUCCAAAUACAACCAUGGAGAAGGAUAGCAGAACUCGACUUUUCCACCAGCAUUGUAAUGCUUGCGGGGCUAAGAGAUCUGUCACCACCAUUAAGAGUGGUUUCCACGCCCUGGGAAGAGGUGAAAGAAGAAAGGCAAAGCAUACCAAUUGA